AUGAUUGGAGCAUUCAAAGGAUAUGAGUUAGUAUCUAUUUCCUUCGGCUAUGACUUGAUAUACGAGCCAAGCAAUAAUCCUGAGAAAUUGGUGCCUUAACUGAGAGCAGCAAGAGAUUUACGACUAAAGGCACAAAACUUUCUACAACUUUCUGAACCUGGAAUUUAUAUGUAUUAGGUACAUCUGCAUCCAACAGCUUAAGCAAAUUUGAACAUUGGUAUAGAUGCCAUAGAGAACACCCCAUAUCUAUAUCCUCUUUCCCAGUUUAAAAAUUUGCAUCCACUCUUGCAAAUUUGGAUUACUCUAAUUUAUCAGCGUAGCUGA
Molecule: messenger RNA, 324 nt
Organism: Stylonychia lemnae
Lineage: Eukaryota; Ciliophora; Spirotrichea; Sporadotrichida; Oxytrichidae
Source: the annotation of a GenBank genome assembly